Molecule: messenger RNA, 3024 nt
Organism: Phoenix dactylifera (date palm)
Lineage: Eukaryota; Viridiplantae; Streptophyta; Magnoliopsida; Arecales; Arecaceae
Product: D-mannose binding lectin protein with Apple-like carbohydrate-binding domain-containing protein
Biological process (GO): recognition of pollen
Source: RefSeq, a predicted model, not a curated record
CACGCCCCAAUGUAGUUGCUUAUCUCUCUCUCUCUCUCUCUGUUAUAUAUUAUGUAGUUCCUCCGUUCUUGUUCCUCUAUUUCACUCAGCUCCCACCUUUGUCUUUUGGAAGACUUCUAGUCAUGAUGAGAGUAGAGAAGAUGCUUCCUUCCAUACUCUGCUUGGUGGUUUCCAUCGCCGCAGGACCAGGUUGGGUUGGAAACGCGGCGUCCUUGCCGGCCAAACAGAUCGAGAGAGGCUUCUCGGCCACCCACGACCCAUCCUACUCCGAGUUCCAGCCUCUCCUCGCCGACCCGAACGGCGUUUUCUCCCUCGGCUUCCUCCGCUUCAACUCCACCCAGCUCGAGCUCGCGGUCCUCCACCUCCCCUCCUCCCUGCCCGUCUGGCGCGCCAACACGGCUCGCCCAGCACUCUGGACCGGGUCCACCUCCUUCUCCUUUAAUGGCACCCUGGCCCUCUCCGACCCGGAAACAGGGAUAAUCUGGUCGACCCCGACCGCCGGCGGGGACCGACUCGUUCUCCUUGACUCCUCCAACCUUCAAAUCCAAAAGCAUGGAGAUCCCAUCGAUGUUCUAUGGCAAAGCUUCGAUUUUCCAUCGGAUACUCUGGUCCAGAACCAGAACUUUACCUCGAAGGCCGCUCUUUUGUCCACGAACCGGAGGUAUUCUAUGCGUUUGGGCUCGAACUACCUCUCCCUUUCUAUGGAAGUCGGCAAAGACCCGGCGCCGAUGUACUGGAAGCACACGGCAAUGGAAGCCAAGGCCCAGAUCGUCCCUGGCCAAGGGCCGAUCUACGCCCGGGUCGAACCGGCCGGGUUCCUCGGCAUGUACCAAAACGAGAAGCCCCCCGUCGACGUGCUAUCCUUCGACACGUUCAGCAGAGGGAUCUCCGGGCUCCGCCGCCUGACCCUGGAACCCGACGGGAAUCUUCGGGCGUACUACUGGAAUGGCUCGACCUGGGUGCGGGACUUUACGGCCAUCACCGAGCCCUGCGGCCUCCCAAGCACCUGCGCCUACGGCCUCUGCAGCACGGGGGAGCCCCUCUGCAAAUGCCUGGAUGACAGCACCGACGGGUGCCUCCCGGCGGAUUCCGGCGAUCUUUGCGGAUCGGAAGGAGAUGAUUUCUGGGUUUUGAGAAGCAAAGGCGUCGACUUGGCGAACAAGGAGCUUCUGGGGUUCCAAAAGGUGGUGUCUUUGGCGGAGUGCGAGGAUUCCUGCGAGCGGAACUGCACCUGCUGGGGCGCCGUCUUCAACAACGCGACGGGGUACUGCUACCGAAUGGAUUACCCGAUAGAGACGGUGGUGGAGGGAGACGAGGGGAAGGUGGGAUACUUUAAGGUGAGGGCGAGCGCCGGCGGCGGAGGGCGAGAGGAAGAAAGCCCGCGGAAGAAGACCGGGGCGGUCUUGCUAGUGGUCGGCGUCGUUAUCCUCGCCGGAGCGGCGGGGUUCGGGGCUUACCGGAUGCGGAACCGGAUGAGGAUGAGAGGCGACGUCGAUGGGUCGAUGACGGUGGGGCUCGCUCCGGGACCGUAUAAGGAUCUGAACUCGGCCUCCUUUCGAUCGAUCGAGCUCUCCAACUCGUUCAAAAAGUGAGGCAGGCAGAGAGCGAGAGAUAGAGAGAGAGAGGAGCACGUCGCUCUCUGGCCGGAGUGCCUUCGGCGGUGCGAGGCCGGGAGGGGAAGCGUGGAUCGCGUCCGAUGGCCCAUCCAACGGUUCUGAUUUUUUAAGAUGGAAGUGAAAUGAAAGAGAGAAUAUAUUCUUUUUCGUUGAUUUUUUUAUCUUUUACAUGAGUCACGGGUUUAGUAUAAGCUGGGUCAUUUAUGUUACCAUUUUGAGACCAUGCGCCCGCUGUUCUUUGGUACAGUAGAUGGAUGAAUCUCAGGCGUUGAUCUAGACUACCAUCUCGUGGAUGGAUCUCCAACUCUGUGCCCCUACCCUUUUUUUUUUUUUUUACCUCUUUCGUAAUAAGGCACCAGCACCGAUUUUAAUUCUAUUUUAUUUCAGCGGGCCGUAGCCCAUGGAUCUCGAGUUCUGAUUUGUUGCUUUGCAGGAAAGCAAAUCCUGUUCUCAAAGAACUAUAUCAGAUAUGCUUUAUGUUUCUUCACUUAAUUAAUCCUGUUCUUCAAAUUUCACCUGCAAACCCAUUUUAUUAGUUUGAUCUCUUGACAUAUAAGUUACUAGUACUGAAUCUUUAUUAUGCUUGUUUUGUAUAAGCCGCAUGUUGUUUACAGUUAUAGGCAAUUUAUCCAAGGUUUAGUCAAAUACCGGUCACCUUGGGCAUCUCUUUGUUGUGGUGAUGCUCAUAUAAUGAUGUGUUUGUCGUCAGAUCUUCCGGUUGCCAUAAGAACUUCAAAAUGAAAGAAAUCCUCGCAAGGUUAAGUGAAUAAAGGUAUACGGGCGCUUGCAUGGAAAGGAUACGACACAAGUGUUGCAUAUGUCUACUUAUUUAUCAAUUGAUGUCACUGAUAUAACAAGUCCAUCUCACGGGGACUAUUUCUGAUUGUAUUCUUCCUAAGGACUCAACCUUUGAAUUUGAGAGGAAGAGAAACAGGACUGAGAGAUAUGACAGGAAUGUUACUAAGAACACAUUGAAGGCCAUAAAGAAGAUUGAUAAAGUCGCGAUGAGGAUGAAGGGUAAGAUGGCAAAGGAGAAGGCCGAGGCAAUCAAGGAAUGAGAACAGAGCAUAAACAUGGUUGAACAACCGGUUAGCUUUUCGACAAGAUGCUUCACUCACCCUUCCAAAGAUUGAAUCGCAUGGAGGAAUCGUUGAUUAAUUUUGUGCAAUGGCCAAACAUUCUACAGAGCACUUCAAAGAGUCAAUCGCAUGGAGGAAUCGUUGAUUAAUUUUUCUUAAGGACUUUUUGUUUGUUAACUAUUGUAAUGCCAAGGCAUGCGGGAAAUUUUGUUUUGAGUUGUAUGCUGAGAAAUCCAAAUGGUGGUUGCCUGGCUAGCUUGGAUUUUCCCUCUCUACUUUGAGAUCUCAAUCUGUAAAUUAGUGGCAUUAACACUGCAUUUGAAUCAAAA